AUGAACACAGAGGUACAAAGGUUUUCUUCUCCAUCGAAAUUAUGCAAAGACACUUCUCUCAUGGUGAACGACAGUGUUCUCAUCAUCUCAAAUUCGUUUCAAAUCGAUUCAACUUUGCAAUCCUACUCUGAUUCUGAUCAAAGCUCCAUGGAUUUAAUUCAACGUUCUUCAUCGAUGAAAUUUGAUCGCGCCAUAGCUCCUCCUUCUCUUCUCCUUUCUGAUGAAUCCUCUGUUGUUCACCACUUUAAUCAUCUCCAAAGCGGCUCAAAAUUCCAUCGCGAUUCAGCUUUCUUCAACACUAAGUGGAGAGAUCGAAAUCAUCUUCAUCCUUAA
Molecule: messenger RNA, 333 nt
Organism: Vicia faba (fava bean)
Lineage: Eukaryota; Viridiplantae; Streptophyta; Magnoliopsida; Fabales; Fabaceae
Source: the annotation of a GenBank genome assembly